UGCGGCUGUGGCGGCGGCGGCGGCGGCCGAGCGCGGGGGGCGGCUGUGGCGGCGGCAGGGGGCGCGGGCCGACGAUGGCGCGGCGGCGCUGAGGGCUCGGGGCGGGAGGCGGCCGGAGGGCGGGAGGAAGCGGCAGCGGUGGCUCCAUGGCCGGGGCGCGCUGAGAGACGCGGCUCUCGCCUCAGCCCGGCGGCGGCGGCGGCGGCAGCAGCAGCAGCAGCAACAGCAGCGGCGGCGGCGGCCGAACAAUGAAGCUCCUGAAGCCGACCUGGGUCAACCACAAUGGCAAGCCAAUUUUUUCUGUCGAUAUUCACCCUGACGGGACCAAGUUCGCAACUGGAGGACAAGGACAGGAUUCUGGGAAGGUUGUGAUCUGGAAUAUGUCUCCAGUCCUCCAGGAGGAUGACGAGAAGGAUGAAAAUAUUCCCAAGAUGCUUUGCCAGAUGGACAAUCAUUUAGCAUGUGUGAACUGUGUGCGGUGGUCAAACAGUGGGAUGUAUUUAGCUUCUGGGGGAGAUGACAAACUGAUAAUGGUGUGGAAGCGGGCUACGUACAUCGGCCCAAGCACAGUCUUUGGCUCCAGUGGUAAGCUUGCUAACGUGGAGCAGUGGCGAUGUGUUUCCAUCCUCCGGAGUCACUCAGGCGAUGUGAUGGACGUAGCAUGGUCUCCCCAUGAUGCCUGGCUUGCCUCAUGCAGUGUGGAUAACACUGUCGUCAUCUGGAAUGCUGUAAAAUUUCCAGAAAUUCUUGCUACUUUGAGAGGUCACUCUGGUUUGGUGAAAGGGUUGACUUGGGACCCUGUUGGCAAAUAUAUUGCCUCUCAAGCCGAUGACCGUAGCCUGAAGGUAUGGAGGACUCUGGACUGGCAGUUGGAAACCAGCAUCACAAAACCUUUUGACGAGUGUGGAGGGACAACUCAUGUGUUACGACUCAGCUGGUCACCUGAUGGGCACUACCUGGUUUCUGCCCAUGCCAUGAACAACUCUGGCCCUACUGCCCAGAUCAUUGAACGGGAAGGGUGGAAAACCAACAUGGACUUUGUUGGGCACCGGAAAGCUGUGACUGUUGUGAAAUUCAACCCAAAAAUCUUCAAAAAGAAACAGAAGAAUGGGAGUUCUGCGAAGCCCAGCUGCCCAUACUGUUGUUGUGCUGUUGGCAGCAAGGACCGGUCUCUUUCUGUCUGGCUCACGUGUUUGAAACGGCCACUGGUUGUCAUCCAUGAACUUUUUGACAAAUCCAUCAUGGAUAUUUCCUGGACUCUGAAUGGCCUAGGCAUCCUGGUGUGCUCAAUGGAUGGCUCUGUAGCGUUCCUAGAUUUUUCCCAGGAUGAGCUUGGUGAUCCCCUGAGCGAUGAGGAGAAGAGCCGCAUUCACCAAUCCACAUAUGGCAAGAGCUUGGCCAUCAUGACUGAGGCUCAACUCUCUACAGCUGUCAUUGAGAACCCUGAGAUGCUCAAGUACCAAAGGAGGCAGCAACAGCAGCAGAUGGACCAAAAGAGUGUGUCAUCCAGAGAGACAGGCUCAGCUACCUCUAUGGCUGGUGUUGUCAAUGGCGAGAGUCUCGAAGACAUCAGGAAGAAUCUUUUAAAGAAACAAGUUGAGACUCGGACGGCAGAUGGUCGGAGAAGAAUCACACCUCUCUGCAUAGCACAGCUGGACACUGGGGACUUCUCUACAGCAUUCUUUAACAGCAUCCCACUCUCAGGCUCCCUGGCGGGCACCAUGCUCUCCUCUCACAGCAGUUCACAACUACUCCCUGUGGACUCUAAUACCCCCAACUCCUUUGGCCCAUCGAAACCUUCUACAGAGCCUGUGGCAACAGCUAGCACCAGGCCUGUGGGUGAUUCUGUCAGUAAAGACAGUGUGAAUGCUACCUCGACUCCUGCUGCAUCAUCCCCUGCCGUGUUAACAACCCCAUCCAAGAUUGAACCCAUGAAAGCAUUUGACUCCCGAUUCACUGAACGGUCCAAAGCUACACCAGGUGCUCCUGCCUUGACCAGUGCGACUGCUGCAUCAGUGGAAAGGUUGAAAGAACAGAACCUUGUGAAAGAGCUGAGGCCUCGGGACCUACUGGACAGCAGCAGUGACAGUGAUGAGAAGAUUCAUGUGACCAAGUCCUCCUCACUGUCCAAACGAAAACUAGAGCUCGAGGUAGAGACAGUAGAGAAGAAGAAGAAAGGGCGACCUCGAAAAGACUCCCGGCUUAUGUCUGUAUCUCUCUCUGUCCAGUCCCCAGCUGCCCUGACCACAGAGAAGGACGCUGUGUGUUUGUCUGUACCAGCACCCACGCUGAAGCUGCCCAUACCUGGCCCUCAGAGAGCAUUCACCCUCCAGGUGAGCUCCGACCCUUCCAUGUACAUUGAGGUGGAGAAUGAAGUUAUGACUGUGGGGGGUGUGAAACUGAGUCGCUUGAAGUGUAACCGGGAAGGGAAAGAGUGGGAAACUGUGCUUACCAGCCGGAUCCUCACUGCUGCUGGCAGUUGUGAUGUGAUAUGUGUUGCCUGUGAAAAGAGGAUGCUAUCAGUGUUCUCCGCCUGUGGUCGCCGCCUCCUCCCUCCCAUCCUCCUGCCAUCCCCGAUCUCCACUUUGCACUGCACAGGGUCCUACGUCAUGGCACUCACUGCUGCAGCCACACUUUCUGUCUGGGACGUUCACAGACAGAUGGUUGUGGUGAAAGAAGAGUCUCUACACUCCAUCUUGGCAGGAAGUGAUAUGACGGUGUCACAGAUCUUGCUGACCCAGCAUGGAAUCCCAGUGAUGAACCUAUCUGAUGGAAAGGCCUACUGCUUCAGCCCAUCACUAUCUACAUGGAACCUGGUUUCUGACAAGCAGGACUCUCUGGCCCAGUGUGCAGACUUCAGGAGCAGCCUGCCUCCCCAGGAUGCCAUGCUGUGCUCGGGACCCUUAGCCAUAGUCCAGGGCCGCGCCUCCACCUCAGGAAGGCAGGCGGCUCGUCUCUUCUCUGUGCCUCAUGUAGUGCAACAGGAGACCACCUUGGCAUUUCUAGAGAAUCAGGUCGCAGCAGCACUCACCCUGCAGUCCAGCCACGAGUACCGACACUGGCUGCUCCUUUACGCAAGAUACCUAGUGAAUGAAGGGUUUGAAUACCGACUACGAGAAAUAUGCAAUGACUUACUGGGUCCGGUUCACUACUCCACUGGAAGCCAGUGGGAGUCAACGGUAGUGGGUCUACGGAAGAGGGAGCUGCUAAAAGAACUGCUGCCAGUCAUUGGACAGAACCUUCGCUUCCAGCGCCUCUUCACCGAGUGUCAGGAACAGCUUGACAUCCUAAGGGACAAGUAGCCUUCCCUGCCAGCCCCAGCCAGCUGCCUCAAGGGUGGUACCACCCUCUCUCCACUGAGGACACACAGAUCUGCCUCUCACACCUUGUCUGGUUACAGUAGGAUGAGGAAACUCUGGCAGGAGGUGGGCUGUCCUGCAACAGCGCCAGCGCUAUCCCAGCUCCCUUGGAAAGACUCCCCCUGCAUCCUGGGCCUGUUGUUCCCUUAGAAGAGAGAAGCUUUGCUUGCAACUCAUCGCUCCUUCCAGGACCUCAAUGCAGAGCUGGGACUGAGGCUCUGCCCUGCUGCCCUGGGAUCAGUGAGGCACUUCCAGACCUGACAUCUCCAGCAUGGUCCCGAAGUGAAUACUGGCCCUGUCACUGCAGGUGCUGUGUUGCUUCAGCUAUGACAAAUGAGCCAUUUCUGAAAGAGAAUCCUGAAACAUAGUGUAUUAUGCAGUCAGUAGACUGACCUGAGACCUAUAUAAAAGGAAAGGCUAUUCCAACAAACGGACUAUUUUUGUACUAGAAUUUUCUGACUUGUAAUAUGGAAUUUUCCUUUUGGCCAAUAAUCAGGAUUUCCCUAUAAGUAACUUGGACAGUGGUCACUUGUAGGAAAUUUAAACUCUAAUUAUGACAGCUACAUUGAAAAAUAAUUGUACUGAAAUUAACUUGUCUAUCUUUAUUUGGUUUUAAUUUUUAAAUGUUUGUAAAAAGAGACUGUUUGGGGGGAUGGGGCAGAAGGGUGGGCAAUUUUUUUUUG
Molecule: messenger RNA, 4042 nt
Organism: Erinaceus europaeus (western European hedgehog)
Lineage: Eukaryota; Metazoa; Chordata; Mammalia; Eulipotyphla; Erinaceidae
Product: protein HIRA
Exons: 25
Coding region: 249-3302 (1017 amino acids)
Biological process (GO): DNA-templated transcription; regulation of DNA-templated transcription; chromatin remodeling
Cellular component (GO): HIR complex; nucleus
Molecular function (GO): nucleosome binding; protein binding
Source: RefSeq, a predicted model, not a curated record